CAGUCAAAUAAAUUCUUGAUGUGAUGCGUACUGAUUCAUGGGUCGAUUUUGAGUUUGCAGAGUAGGGGGCGUACCAUGAAGCUUGUGAGUGAGUGUGUGUGUGUGUGUUUAGGGGGGUGUCCUAUGGAGAGCCAAGGAGCGAAAAAAAGCCCGUUGGCACCGAUCCGUGCGACGCGCACACACUGAGCACAGAGAGCCAUGACGACAUGAGCGGCUCCGAGCGGGUGUUUUAACGGCAUGACGGCGGAUCGGAGGAGCUGCAGCUGAAGGACGAGAGCCGGUAGAGACGCUCCAGCCCCGGAGAUCCGAACAGAGGACGGCGGAGAGCGAGAGGCAGAGCGCCGGGGAAUCAUGCGGGCUCCUGCGCUCCGGCUGCUGGGUCUCGUGUGGCACCUCUCCGCGCUUUUACGCACCGCACAAACGUACAAACUGCACCACAAACAAGAGAGCUUCAUCAGACAGCUGUCAGCGUAUGAGAUCAUCACCCCGGUGCGCUUGAAUGAUUUUGGAGAGUCGUUCCCGCACCGGCUGCAUUACCGCAGGAGGAGGCGCAGCACUGACGCAGAGGUCUCGGGUUCGAGGGCUCAUUACCGGUUUGAGGCGUUCGGCCAGGCGUUUCACCUGAACCUCACGGCUGAUUCUGGAUUCAUCGCUCCAUCUUACACAGUGCUUCACCUGGGAGAGGAAGAGAAGCAUGGAGACGAUGCAGACCUGCGCCACUGUUUCUUCAGAGGACACGUCAACGAUCGCAGGGAACACCACGCCGUCUUUAGCCUCUGCACUGGACUAAUCGGCUCGUUCACGACCCACAGCGGUCAGUUCUUUCUGGAGCCACUACUGAGCGCUGAUGGAGAAGAGUAUGAGGAAGAGCACAACAAACCUCACCUGCUCUACAGACACGAGUCACAUGACCCUCAGCCGUGCAGCGCCUCAGAUCGUCCCGCCCAUCACAUCAGUCUCCACGGCAACAGAACUCUGGAAGAGGAAGUGAUGUCGAUACAGGAAACGAUGCGUCCUGAAGACGGCUCUCAUUCCCGCCGGAAGCGCUUUCUGUCGUAUCCGCGGUUCGUGGAGCUGAUGGUGACGGCUGACGUUAAGAUGGUGCGACAUCACGGACUCAACCUGGAGCACUACAUCCUCACAAUCAUGUCAGUAGUCGCUGCGAUCUACAGAGACCCCAGUGUAGGAAACCUCAUCAACAUCAUGAUCGUCAAACUCAUCGUCAUACACAACGAACAGGAAGGGCCGAAUAUAAACUUCUACGCCACUGCGACGCUUCAUAACUUCUGCAUGUGGCAGCAGAGUCACAACGUUUUGGACGACAGUCACCCGGGUCAUCACGACACGGCGCUGCUCAUCACCAGGGAGGACAUCUGCCGAGCAAAGGACAAGUGUGACACGUUAGGUCUGGCAGAGCUGGGGACGAUGUGUGAUCCGUUCCGAAGCUGCUCCAUCAGCGAGGAGAACGGCCUGAGUGCAUCCUUCACCAUCGCUCACGAGCUCGGACAUGUGUUCAACAUGCCUCAUGAUGACAGUCCGAAGUGCCGCGAGGCGGGGAUCAAGCAUCAGUACCACGUCAUGGCCCCGACGCUCAACUACGACACCAGCCCCUGGUCCUGGUCCAGAUGCAGCCGCAAGUACAUCACUGAAUUCCUGGACACUGGUUAUGGUGAAUGUCUCCUUGACGAGCCUUUGGUGAGGAUGUAUAACCUUCCCAGCCAGCUUCCAGGUCAACUCUACAACGCCAACCGCCAGUGUGAACUCAUGUUCGGCCCCGGCUCCCAAGUCUGUCCCUUUAUGAAACAGUGCAAGCGUCUCUGGUGCACUAGUGCGGAGGGUGACCAUAAAGGAUGUCGUACGCAGCACAUGCCGCUCGCUGAUGGGACCGAAUGUGGCUAUGGCAUGUACUGCAGGCACGGCAUGUGUGUAAAUAAAGAGAUGGACAUGAAGCCGGUUCAUGGUGAAUGGGGCCCCUGGGGGCCUUACAGUGUUUGUUCCAGGACCUGCGGAGGAGGAACACGCAGCACAACAAGAGACUGCAAUAAACCUGAGCCGAGGAACGGAGGACGGUUUUGUGUGGGCCGCAGAAUGAAGUUCCGCUCGUGUAACACGGAUCCGUGUCCCCGGGGCCAGAGGGAUUUCAGGGAGGAGCAGUGUGCACAGUUCGACGGGAAACACUUCAACAUCAACGGACUGCCACCCUCCGUCCGCUGGGUGCCCAAAUACAGCGGCAUUGUGAUGAAGGACCGCUGUAAACUCUUCUGCCGUGUUGUGGGAUCGACGUCGUACUAUCAGCUGAGGGAUCGGGUCGUCGAUGGGACCCCCUGUGGACCGGACACAUAUGAUAUCUGUGUACAAGGCCUCUGCAGGCAAGCAGGGUGUGACCAUGUUUUGAACUCGAAGGCCAGAAAUGAUAAGUGUGGUGUCUGUGGAGGAGACAACUCUUCAUGUAAGACCCUCGCUGGAACCUUCAACAACGCACAAUACGGUUACAACGUUGUGGUUCGGAUUCCUGCUGGUGCGACCAACAUCGAUAUAAAGCAGGUCAGCUACUCAGGAUUGCCAGAAGAUGAUAACUACCUUGCUCUGUCUGACAGUCAGUCCAACUUCCUCCUGAACGGGAACUUCGUGGUGUCCAUGUUUAAAAGGGAAAUCACCUUUAAGGGAGCAGAGAUCGAGUACAGCGGAUCUAACACCACGGUUGAGCGGAUCAACUGCACAGAGCGGAUCGAGCAGGAGCUCGUGCUGCAGGUUCUAUGCGUGGGAAACCUGUACAAUCCUGACGUCAGAUAUUCCUACAGUAUUCCCAUCGAGGAGCAGAGACAGCAGUUUGUGUGGGAUCUGUCAGGUCCCUGGCAGGAGUGCAGCCGCAUGUGUCAAGGUGAGCGGCGGAGAAAGGCCGUGUGUGUUCGUAAGAGUGAUCAUUUGGUGGUUUCGGAGCAAAGGUGUCAGAAUCUACCUCGACCCAGAGGCACAACGGAGCCCUGCAAUGCUGACUGUGAACUCAGGUGGCACGUGGCGGGGCGGAGUGACUGCUCCAGUAAGUGUGGCCCGGGUUACCGUACAUUAGAUGUUCUGUGCAUGCGCUACAGCCAGAACAAGAGGCCAAGCGAGCGCAUGGAGGCCAGAGUCUGUGCAGAGCUGCCCAAACCGCAGAUGCGUGAGGGAUGUCAUGGGGACUGUCUGCUCAAGAGCUGGCAGUACAGCGCCUGGUCUCAGUGUUCGAAGAGCUGUGGACAUGGUGUCCGGACGCGGCAGGCAUACUGUAUGAACAAUCUGGGUCGCAGGCUGGUGGAGAGAGAGUGUAGCGUGCAGCAGAGAGUCCUGAGCGAACCCUGCAAUGAUGUGCCCUGUCCCGACUGGAGCGCCAGUGAAUGGAGCGAGUGUCUGGUGACGUGCGGGAAGGGUGUCAGACACAGACAGGUGCUUUGCAUUCUGGGAGACGAGAAUCUGAAUGAACAGCGCUGCGACCCAAACACCAAACCCUCAGCAGUGGGCAGCUGUGAGCUUCCCGAAUGUGCGUCCUGGCAGGUCGGAGCCUGGAGUCCGUGCACAGUGAGCUGCGGACAAGGAUAUCAGAUGCGUGCGGUCAGGUGUGUGUCGGGAGCGUACGGCGAGACAGUGGACGACAGGGAUUGUAACGCAGCCGCCAGACCUCGAGACAGUCAGGACUGUGAGUUGUCAGCUUGUCCUCGCGCAGCAUCAGUGUUUAACACACCCAGACCAGCAGAAGUGGGUCAGAGACACACACAGUGGAGAUACGGCUCAUGGACCAGCUGUUCGGUGUCGUGCGGCGAGGGCCGACGCGAGCGAUACGUCAGCUGUAGAGAUGCUCAAGGCGGCGUCGCUGAAGAGUCGUCCUGUGAUCAUCUUCCUCGUCCUCCAGACUCCUCUGUGUGUUUCAGUCCCUGCGGUCAGUGGAGGGAAGGAGAAUGGACACCAUGCUCGGUGUCGUGUGGUGUGGGUCGCUCCACGCGGCGGGUCGUGUGCAUGAACUAUCAUCAUCAGCUGGACGAGUCGUUCUGUGACCCAGAUGAGCGUCCCAGUGCUGAGCAGGAGUGUGCGGCCGCCCCCUGCCAGUCCUCCUACCACUGGCCCAACAACCAGCCCCACUUCCCCUACGACCCCGGCAGCCACAGCUGGAACGUCCCGUCUGCAGACAACCAGUGGAGGACAGGGCCCUGGGGAGCUUGCUCCAGCUCGUGUGAAGGAGGGAUCCAGCGGCGGGUCGUGGUUUGUCAGGACGCAGACGGACGCAGCACCAAUCACUGUGAUGAGAGAGUCAAACCUGACGAAUCCAAGAGCUGUGAGUCUGGACCCUGUCCACACUGGAACCACGGCAUCUGGGGCCAGUGCUCACGCUCAUGCGGCGGCGGUCAGCGCACACGUCUGGUGGUCUGUCAGCGUCCCAACGGUCAGCGGUUAAACGAGCACAGCUGCGAUGUUCUGGACAAACCGGCCGAUGUGGAGCAGUGUAACGGCCAGCCCUGCGCCGCCGCCGCUUCAUGGCACAGACGAGCGUGGAAGCCGUGCUCGGUGUCCUGUGGGAAGGGAGUUAAAGAGCGGCAGAUCGUCUGUGUCGAUCAGAACCAAACACAGAUCCAGGAGCACAGCUGCGCUCAUCUCGUCCCACCCAGAACACAGAAGGCCUGUCGGGCCGGGCCCUGCCCCUCCUGGAGAGCCAAUCGCUGGAGAGAGUGUUCAGUGAGCUGUGGCGCUGGCCUUCAGUUGCGUGAGGUCUUCUGCAGGUCAAAGGGCAAAGGUCGUGUCUCUGAUGACCUGUGUGACGCACGAGUGCGUCCAGAUCUCCUCCGCUCCUGCUUCCACAGCGACUGCCAGACGCACAGCUGGACAACACACAACUGGAAGGACUGUAACGUGAGCUGUGGCCGGGGCGUGAGGUCCAGAUCUGUGUUUUGUGUGGACGGAGGGAUGAAGGCGGCUCCGGACAGCAUGUGUGAUGCCUCUCUCAAACCCCACACACACGAGCCGUGUCACAGCGCCACCUGCCUGUACGUCUGGAUCAGCAGCGCAUGGAGUCAGUGCUCGGUGAGCUGUGGCUCUGGAGUACAGCGGAGGGCGCUGCACUGCUCUGCCGUGACCUCUGACCUGCAGACGUACUCACACGCAUCUCCCUCCGACUGCAGCGAGAGACCGCCGGCCGACAGCAGACCGUGUGUCCAGUCUGAGUGUCCGUCUGCUGACCGCUGGAGCACCGGGCCGUGGAGCCAGUGCUCUCAGACGUGCGGCGCUGGAGUCAUGCACAGGACGGUCCGGUGUCUCAGCGCUCUAAACCUCUCGUCUCAGAGCUGUCCCCUGUCCAGCCGUCCAGAGACACACUCCACCUGCAGACAGACCGACUGUGAGCUGCACACCAGCUGUCGAGAAGUUCAGGUGAAGGGAGGCGUUCAGAAAGACGGAGAGCACUUCAUCAAAGUCCGAUCCAAGAUCCUGCAGAUCUACUGCGCAGAGAUGCACAGCGCCUUCCCCAAAGAGUACGUGUCCCUGCGCAGCGGCCAGACCGACAAUUACUCCGAGGUGUACGGAUACAGGCUGCAGAACCCGUUCGAGUGUCCGUUUAACGGCAGUCGGCGGCAGGACUGCGCCUGCAGGAACGAUUACACCGCGGCCGGUUACACCGUCUUCCAGCGCGUACGGCUGGAUCUGUCCAGCAUGAGCAUCAUCCCGACUGAUUUGAAGUUCAGUCAGACGUUGUUCGGUCGCUCCGUCCCGUUUGCGUCCGCAGGAGACUGCUACAGCGCCGCUAAAUGUCCUCAGGGUCAGUUUAGUAUAAAUCUCAGUGGAACAGGACUGAAGGUCACAGAAGCCACUAAAUGGGUUUCACAAGGCAACUACGUCACGCUCAAAGUCCACCGCUCAGAAGACGGUAGCAGGAUCUACGGCCGCUGCGGGGGCUUCUGUGGGAAGUGUCUUCCUCAUACGGGCCUUUUUGUCAAAAUCCAGUAAGAAAGACGUCCACUAAAUCAGCUGGAGGAACUGGUCCCGACUGAUUCACGUCUGGUUUUACGUCUGGCAGCUACGCUAUAUACAGAACAAGUACGAAACGUCCCACUUCUGCACUUUCUGAAAGAUAUUGAACCAAAUAACUGUGAGUGUCUCCACGGAUCGGGACGGAUCGGGAUGCAGGAUUCGUUGGGUGAGAUGAUGAUAACACGGAUGUAGUCGCGUGUUCCCGUGAAAGUUCGUCGGUCAACGUUAAACGCUAGAUUCAUUCAUGACCAAAUUCGGUUUCAACAACAGCACGUUUAAGGGUUAACUUUUAGUUUAGUUGUGUCAAACUGUCAGAUCCUUUGAGUUUUGACAGAAAGGGAUUCAUUGAACAAUUUAAAUCCAAAAGAUCUGCUAUUUUGUUUUCACGAGGACAUGAACUGCUGCACAUGAACAUGUUUUACAUGAGUUUCUUUCAUUCGUAUUUUUCCAUACGGAGCAAAAGACUGACGACUGCAAACUGCUUGACAUGAAAACACCAGUCAUUGAAUGUUUAACUUGUGUCUGCUUCAAAAGGGUUCGACAAUCUAGAAGAAGAUAGAAAACACUGAAAUCUCUUUACCCUGAGAUCGGUAAAAGUGUGAGCUUAAUGAAUAGAUGUCCUCAUCAACCAGAAGGGUUAAUAUAUAGCAUAUUUGAUACAUAUUUAAUAAUAUACUGACAUCAAUUAACGGUGCUAAAAAGAGUUCAUAAGAUGAUGUUCGCAUGUGCUUUAGCAUUUUACACGAUUACUAAUCUAACUGAGACAGAAACAGUCCUGAAGAUCUGAGCCUAAAGUGGUUUAGGUGACCAAGAAAAGACCAGCUAACCUAAAAUUCAAUUCUUUUACAGAUUAAAUUCAACUAUAGUUGACACUGACGGUCAGUUUUUAUAAAGCAAAUACACUAGCAUUCAGAAAUUAGGUACCAUUUUUUAAUGAUUUCUUAAAAAGUCUCUUCUGCUCACCGAGGCUGCAUUUAUUUGAUCAAAAAUACACUAAAAAUUUAUAAAAUAUUCUGACUAUUUAAAAUGAUUGUUUCUGUGUGAAUAUAUUAACCUCAUGUAAUUUAUUCCUUUCAUGCAAUGCUGAAUUUUUACCAUCAUUACUCCAGCUAAAUUAAAUCGCGUGACACAAACUGAAUUAAAUGGACUAAAUUAAUGAAUUUAAAGUCAGAUGAGUUAAUCCAGACAUGCGUCCUCACAUCAGUUUUAAUAGAAGGGAAUAAUAAACUAGAUCAGAUUAAAACUGCAUAACCCUACCUCUCAUAAUCAUAACCACUGUGUUGUGCAUUAUUUAUGUUUGACAGUAUUUAUUCUGUAACUACAUGUACAUACGUCUCAUCUAAUGGUAAUAUUAUUAAACACUGACCAUUUAUUAGUCAUUAACCAGAGGUUUACAGGUGCUGUUUUAACUACUGAACGAGCUUUAACCAGUACUAGACUCAGUUUUAGAGAGAUUGUGUAAAUAGCUGGAGAAUAUUUCAAGCAUAGUACAAAUCAUCACUUUUUUCGCUUUCAACCAAAGUCUGUUUAAUGUGUGUGAAUGUAGAUAAUAUGAGCUGUUUGAGGGUAACAUUGACUAUCAUGGUGUUGGAAGAGGUCUGACUCAGAAAUGAAAGCACUGUAUGAUGCACUGUGUGCCACAUUUACACACACCUCCGUUCGGUCAGACGUCUCUGAAGUGUGUCAGACUCCUUCCCAAAGAUGAUCGCUCCUCUUCAGAACAGCAUCCUGUGGUUUGUGAUGAAAUCUUUGGUGCUACCAUACUGUACAAAUGCAAUGUAAAUGAGAUUUUAAGCACUGUACUAAUGCUGAUCGUCAUAAUAAAAGGAAAUAUGUUGA
Carassius gibelio (silver crucian carp) is the source of this 7830-nucleotide messenger RNA. Its product is annotated as A disintegrin and metalloproteinase with thrombospondin motifs 20. Gene Ontology annotation, molecular function: metalloendopeptidase activity; zinc ion binding. The coding region runs from base 352 to 5967 and encodes 1871 amino acids. The record is from RefSeq and is a predicted model, not a curated record. Gene Ontology annotation, cellular component: extracellular matrix. Gene Ontology annotation, biological process: proteolysis; extracellular matrix organization. NCBI's taxonomy places the organism in Eukaryota, Metazoa, Chordata, Actinopteri, Cypriniformes, Cyprinidae. The transcript has 38 exons.